CAAAGCCUAUCUGAGACAGCUUUCUGCUCUUCCAAGUGUCCCUGUGGAAGCAACAUGGGUGCCCAGCGCGCUUCCCUCCUGUUCCUUGCCUGUGUGUUGGCUCUGCCUGCCCCACUUCUCACCGAGACCAUCCAAAACCUAUCCCUCUUCAAGCGAUCUGUCUCGAAUACCACCGCACUUCGUCUGACCACGUUUGUGAAUGGUCAGGUCCGGCUGGUGAAUGGCUCCAACCAGUGCUCUGGACGGGUGGAGAUUUGGUACCGUGACGCUUGGGGGACGGUGUGUGAUGAUGCCUGGGACCUGAAGGAUGCCUCUGUCGUGUGUAGGCAAGUGGGCUGUGGAGCUGCAAUAUCAGCCCCAAGUUCUGCUCAUUUUGGGAGAGGAUCUGGGUCUAUCUGGCUGGACGAUGUUAACUGCACUGGAAAGGAGCAGUUCCUCACUGAGUGUAAGCUGAAGGCAUGGGGAGAACACAACUGUGGUCAUAACGAGGAUGCAGGUGUUGUGUGCUCAGGUUGGCCCAAGGACUGCAGUGAGGUCCCCGCUGGCAGCCCCAGUGGCAUCUACAUCAUCCAGCCCGCAGGACUCCACCACCUCGUGGUGUACUGUGAAAUGAAUGUGACAGACGGGGGCUGGACGGUCAUCCAGAGGAACCGCUACAACACAGAGAUCACCUGGGCCGAAUCCUGGAGCACCUACAAGUACGGCUUUGGGGACGUGCAGAGUGACUACUGGCUAGGCACCGAGUACAUCUAUCAGAUUGCCAAGCAAAAGGUCUACCAGGUCAAGUUUGUCAUCCAGGACGCCACAAACGCAACCAAGUUUGCAGACUACAAUCUCUUCAGUCUGGAAGAUGAAUCCCAUGGCUACCAGUUGAGAUUGGGCUCCUACACAGGGACUGCAGGGGAUGCCAUGGCCUCAAACAGUCCCACCACUCUGCACGACAACAUGAAGUUCUCUGCUAAAGACCGGGAUCAGGACACUUCCACUGGGAACUGUGCCUCCAGCAGUGGGGGUGGGUGGUGGUACUCAGCGUGUUAUUCUGUACGGUUGAACGUCAAGGGUGGCAUAACAUGGGGUGGCCUGUGUAAUGGGAACUGCAAAGCCUCUCUCAUCCUCAUCAAACCAGCUCCCUAUUGUUAGCACUUCUUCCAUGCCUGUCUGCAUUGGGCACAUGGCCAGACCAGUGCUCUGCUGGGCUGCUCUUUCCUGCCUUGGCGUGGAGUGGGUGAAAGUGAGGGAGAGCCUGGUUUAUCAAGAGAUUCUCUUCUGCUUCUUCUGCAGAGUUCCUCUGCUUUCCUUUCUGAGUUCUUCCUCUUUGGGCUGUUAUCAUUUUAACUGUAUUAUAAUCAAUCUAAUACAUUGCAAAACUUGUUUGUCUGGAACUUGUAUGUCUGUUCUGGAGAGUAAAAUGUGCUUAGCAACAUAAUUCCUGGAUGGGUUUCCGCAGGCAUACCCAGAGAAAAAGGUCCCUAUUCUUAGCUGUAUAAUGAAUCAGGCCCUUUCUCUUCAGGGCUUCUGCCACCCUCUCAUUAGCUGGGGUUGAGGGAAGGAUAAAGCUUCCUUAUUUCUUAGUAAAGCUGAGCCUUGAACUAACCCCAUGUUCACUAGCUGAAAAUGUGGCCUCUAGACCUACACCUGGAGAGGUGUUUUUGCCCAUGCUGGGUCUCUGUUCAGUGGUUGUUAAAGCCUUAAAUAAAAUCCCAUUUCUGAGCAACACC
Molecule: messenger RNA, 1718 nt
Organism: Dromaius novaehollandiae (emu)
Lineage: Eukaryota; Metazoa; Chordata; Aves; Casuariiformes; Dromaiidae
Product: fibrinogen-like protein 1-like protein
Exons: 4
Coding region: 55-1140 (361 amino acids)
Cellular component (GO): membrane
Source: RefSeq, a predicted model, not a curated record